Cryphonectria parasitica EP155 is the source of this 1323-nucleotide messenger RNA. RefSeq names its product EPT/RTPC-like protein. The record is from RefSeq and is a predicted model, not a curated record. The coding region runs from base 1 to 1323 and encodes 440 amino acids. NCBI's taxonomy places the organism in Eukaryota, Fungi, Ascomycota, Sordariomycetes, Diaporthales, Cryphonectriaceae. Gene Ontology annotation, biological process: RNA processing. Gene Ontology annotation, molecular function: RNA-3'-phosphate cyclase activity. The transcript is spliced from 2 exons. Gene Ontology annotation, cellular component: nucleus.
AUGGUUCACGCUGUGGACGCCAAGGAGACCAUCCUCGUCUCUGCAGCAGAUGAUGAGAAUAAUGGCCAGACUGUCCGCAUCCUCAUCACCCUGUCUGCUAUGACUACCACGCCUGUGAAGAUUGUGGACAUACGGUCUAUGAAGAAGAACCCAGGAAUGACCCCAGCUCUUGUUGCCAUUGUCAAGUGGUUCGCUGGAGUCACUGAGGCAGAGGUCGAAGGCAACAAGUCGGGCAAUGAAAUCCUGACGUUUCGGCCCAAGUGUCUCCCUUCUACCAAACUCUUCAAGAAGGAACUCAAGAUCAACUCUGGCUCUAUGACAGCCAGCUCCGUUAUAUUCUUCCAGACGGUCCUGCCCCUGCUCCUUUUUGUGGGAGGCAAGGCCAAGACCACCAUGCCCAUCGAGCUGAGCAUUGACGGUGCCACCAACUGCCUCGAUGCCCCGAGCUACGAAUAUCUCGACCAGGUCUUCCUGCCGGCUCUCGAGAAAUAUUUUGGCAUCAAGGUUACCAGCAAGAUGGUCCGCCGUGGCUGGGCCCAGAUGACUCCAGAUCCCAAGACUGUGCAGAAGGGAAAGGUCACGUUCAAGUUCCAUCCUCUCGAGUGGGGCUCAACCCUCAAGCCAUGCCAGGGAGUGCAGCUGUGUGAUGAGGACGAAGACAAGCUUGGGGGCUGCCCUGAUGUCGGCUACCGACCAAAGUUCCUCAACACUACCAUCGGGAAUGUGGCAGUCACCAUGAUCACUCCAGUGGGCUUUCAUGAACCACUGAAGGACGCUCUGAUCGAAGACAUCGAGAAUCGAUUCCCUGGCGCUGAGCUGUCAUUCAAGUGUGAGGACAGUGGUCAUUCUGAUCGUUUCUACGUUCUUGUUGUCGCCAAGUCCGAGUACUGCCAGUGGGCUCGGGACAUCACCACCUGCAAGCGUCUCAAAGAUGCUCAUAUCGGCUCCAUGAGCAAGGAAGUCUCCAGCCAGCUUGCAAAGGACCUUGAGGAUGAGGUUGGCGGUGAGCAUGGUGACUGUCCAGUCGACUCCUUUCUCCAAGAUCAACUGGUCAUCUUCCAGGCUCUCGCUGACGGGCGAACCUGCUUCCCUCGCAACCGCAAAGACGAGUCCACUGAGUCUGCCCUGAAGAAUCUGCACCCUGAUUUUCCACUCAAUGAGGAUCUGGUCAAGAAGCUGCCAAUCAAAACUGGAGCCUCCAACGACUCGAUGCACACUCAUCUGGCCAGGUAUGCCGCCAAGUUGAUGCUUCCCAAGGCGAACUUCUACAACGACGGCAAGGUGUGUAUUGGAGCUGCAGUCCAAGUGGCAACCAAGAACUAG